CACGUUCGGUUGAGCCGGGGGCAGCCGCGGUGGCGGCAGCAGCAGCAGCAGGAGCAGCUGGGCGAGGAGCGGGAGCCGGGGACAGGGGCAGGGCGAUGGGGUCGAGGCCGGGGCUUUGACAGCUGCGACCGGUUCGAGUUGGUGCAGCGGUGGCAGCAGGCGGCGGCGGCAGAGCCUGGGCAGGUCACAGCUGGGGGAAGGCGCGAGGCUCAGGGGACCGGAGAGCAUCGGAGCACUACGGGCAGCCUCGGCGGCGGCGGCGGCAGCAUCAGCUUCAAUUUUCGCCUCUUUCUUACUGCGGACCAUGUUCGCCAAAGGCAAAGGCUCGGCGGUGCCCUCGGAUGGGCAGGCUCGGGAAAAGUUAGCGUUGUAUGUCUAUGAAUACUUGCUGCAUGUAGGAGCACAGAAAUCAGCACAGACCUUUUUAUCAGAGAUCCGAUGGGAAAAAAACAUCACACUAGGAGAACCUCCAGGGUUUUUACAUUCAUGGUGGUGUGUAUUUUGGGACCUUUACUGUGCAGCUCCUGAAAGGCGAGAUACUUGUGAACACUCAAGUGAAGCAAAAGCCUUUCAUGAUUACAGUGCAGCUGCAGCUCCAAGUCCCGUACUUGGUAACAUUCCUCCAAAUGAUGGAAUUCCAGGGGGACCCAUUCCUCCAGGUUUCUUUCAGGGACCACCUGGCUCUCAGCCCUCGCCACACGCACAGCCUCCACCUCACAACCCCAACAGCAUGAUGGGACCCCACAGUCAGCCUUUUAUGUCACCAAGAUACGCAGGAGGUCCCCGGCCCCCCAUCAGAAUGGGAACCCAGCCUCCAGGUGGUGUUCCUGGUACACAGCCCUUGCUGCCCAACUCAAUGGACCCCACACGACAACAAGGGCAUCCCAACAUGGGAGGUCCAAUGCAAAGGAUGAAUCCUCCACGAGGAAUGGGACCCAUGGGUCCAGGUCCACAGACUGAUCCUUGGUUAUCAUUGCAGAACUAUGGCGGCGGGAUGAGACCUCCACCCAACUCUCUAGGGCCUGGCAUGCCUGGGAUUAACAUGGGUCCAGGAGCUGGUAGACCAUGGCCCAAUCCCAACAGCGCUAACUCAAUUCCAUAUUCUUCUUCAUCACCCGGUACAUAUGUGGGGCCCCCUGGUGGCGGCGGUCCUCCUGGAACACCCAUCAUGCCUAGCCCUGCAGAUUCGACAAAUUCAAGUGACAACAUCUACACAAUGAUUAAUCCCGUACCGCCUGGAGGCAGUCGGUCGAAUUUCCCAAUGGGGCCUGGAUCAGAUGGUCCAAUGGGAGGCAUGGGCGGGAUGGAGCCCCAUCACAUGAAUGGCUCAUUAGGGUCGGGAGACAUAGAUGGACUUCCAAAAAAUUCUCCAAACAACAUAAGUGGCAUUAGCAAUCCUCCAGGCACUCCACGAGAUGAUGGUGAACUAGGAGGCAACUUCCUCCAUUCCUUCCAAAAUGACAACUAUUCUCCCAGCAUGACGAUGAGUGUGUGAUUUUCCUCCUCCCUUACCCCACAUCCUCUUCUCCAAGAUAAAGAAAAGUCAGCUGCCAUUUGGAGGAUUCUCAAGAAAUUAUGCAAGAAGAGAAGCUAGGUGUGUUUGGCAGGGAGACAUGCAGAGCUGGGGAUCCACCCCUGAUUUUUAGUUUCAUGCAAUAAAAAGGCUGAACUUUUUAUUCCAUAAAACAAUGAAGGACAAAUCUUAAAAUAUUUCAAGACAUGACAAGAUCCUUCUUCUGCAGAAGGAUUUAUUCUAUGUACAUGACACUUUUUUCGUUGUUGAUUUUUUUUAAACAAACGAAAACCCUCUAACACCCAAUUCAACCCCCUUUGCUUGAUUAUUCUUUUAAAUCUGUUGUAUGUUUGUGCUGUGCUACACAAGGAAGCUAGUCUAGAUAUGAAAUCUCAUGUUGUCUCUGUAGCCAUUGGGAAAAAAAUAAAACUGGACAGGAUUUUUUAAUAAAUUGGUGGGUUUUGUUCAGAGGGCCUUUCCCCACCACCUUCCCUCUUCCGCCCCCCUUCCGCCCUUCUUUUUUGUUUGGUUUUUCUGUUUGGUGUUUUGCAGCACAACACCUUCUCCAGCAAGAAGAGAUCUGUAUGGGAAAGAUUUCCUCUGCCUCAUUCUAAUGCAGCUGAUCCCCUCGUAGGAUCACAUCCUCCAAAAAUUUAGUUGUGAUCUUGAUAUCUGUGACUGUGGCAUGCACUGUAUUAGCCCCCCUCCUCCCCGCCCCAAGUUACACAAAAUGUUAUUAAUUGCCCCUCUGAGAAACUUUAAAAGUGUCAAAAUUCCUGGGGAUGGGGUGUGGAGGGUUAGGGUACUGGGAAUUUUCUGAAAUGUUAUAUUGGGGAGGGGUUGGUCUGCCAGAAAUAAACGGAAAUGGGGUUUAAAACUUGACCUGGGACUCGAAAACUGUGAGCGCAACCUUCUUAACAUGUUUUGUUUUCUUUGUUUUUGAUUUUUUUUAAUGAAAUGAUGUGAUCUUAUUAGGGUUUCACUGUAUAUGCUCUGGAACUGGAUGGAGAUAUUUUAAAGUAAUUAUUGUUGUUAAAAUGUAUACUUGCUAUUCUGUAGGCUCUCUCUUACUCUCUCCCCCUCUCCCUUUUUCUCUGUAAUUAAAAACAAACAAAAGAAAGAACCCUUACCUUCUCAAGGUAGAGGUGACUACAGAAAAGCAUACCAUGUAUAGUGAAACUCGCAAGUCUUGGGAUCUCUGUACAUUACACUUCCUUGUAGCUGGUCUUUGUUUUAUAUAAAAUGGAAAAAAAACCCUUCACUUCUGAUCUAUGUAUUUCAUAUUAUGUAAAAUAUUAUCUUCCCCUGGAUUUACCUACCUUUGUGCGGAUUCUUGAGAACAUUGUAUCUUGUUUCAGUGUUUUUUCUUACCUUGUAGUCUGGUUCUAAAAUUAAGCGAGGGGAAAGGAAAAGUAAUUAUUAUACAUUGUAGUUUGUGUACGAUAUUUGUUGAUAAUGUUUUAUUAAAGGGAUGUCUUUUCCGCACCCCUUAAUGAAAUGAUUUUUGGGGGGGAACCAUUGGCUUCUUUUUAUUAUUCUGACUGCAAACAGUAAAAGAAAAAAACGAAACCUCACAAACCAUGUGAUUGAUAAAAACUUUUUUAGUACUACAAUAUGAAUUUUUUUAAACGUUUGCCUUUUUCUUAGGCAUCUUAAUUGUGUUUUCUUUGUAGAAAGAUGAUAGGGGUGGGUAAAUGGUCUGUCUCACAGUCAGGAUAAUAUUUUAAAAAAUUAAACCAUCAAAUCAAGAUUUGUCACAUUGCUAAAUGUACCCUUUCUAAUUUUUUUAAAUUGAAAACUGAUGGGUUUCAUUGUAUUAAAGUGAUAGCUAAAUUAUUGUCUUCACUGGUUCAAGGUGGUUUUUAAAAGAUGAAGCAAGACCCCUCCCCUUCUCUCCCCAUACUGUAAUAAAUAUAAGCAUUUGAUUUCA
Molecule: messenger RNA, 3443 nt
Organism: Sphaerodactylus townsendi
Lineage: Eukaryota; Metazoa; Chordata; Lepidosauria; Squamata; Sphaerodactylidae
Gene: SSBP3
Product: single stranded DNA binding protein 3
Exons: 18
Coding region: 305-1495 (396 amino acids)
Biological process (GO): positive regulation of transcription by RNA polymerase II
Cellular component (GO): nucleus
Molecular function (GO): single-stranded DNA binding; protein binding
Source: RefSeq, a predicted model, not a curated record